Molecule: messenger RNA, 1758 nt
Organism: Torulaspora globosa
Lineage: Eukaryota; Fungi; Ascomycota; Saccharomycetes; Saccharomycetales; Saccharomycetaceae
Gene: VPS45
Product: Vps45p
Exons: 1
Coding region: 1-1758 (585 amino acids)
Biological process (GO): intracellular protein transport; vesicle-mediated transport
Cellular component (GO): Golgi membrane
Source: RefSeq, a predicted model, not a curated record
AUGGAUUUGUUCAAGGUUGCCGAUUACUAUGUGGAUAGGAUAGUGAACUCCCAAUCGAGAGUGAGCAACUCAAGCGUCGCAGAACGUAGUAGGAUCAAGGCUCUGCUGCUGGAUAAGGAUACCAUAACCACUAUUUCGAUGUGUACGACGCAGACUGAGCUGCUGAAUCAUGAGAUAUACCUAGUGGAUACGAUUGAGAAUCAGAACAGGGAUGUGAUGAGACAUUUACGUUGUUUGGCGUACGUUAGCCCAACGGAGGAGACCCUGCAAGCCUUGUUACGAGAACUGCAGAAUCCAAAAUAUGGCGACUACUACAUCUUCUUUAGCAAUGCGGUAUCCAAGUCGCAGUUGGAGAGAUUGGCAGAAGCGGAUGAUCUGGAAGUUGUAUCCAAGGUGGAGGAGAUCUAUCAGGAUUACCACAUUAUUAACAGCGAUUUUUUCUCGUUAGAUAUACCUGUGGAGAACCUUCUUCAGGUUCGGGAUACGUGGGAGGCGUCGACUCUUAUCGAAUGUACCAAAUCGUUGACUUCGUUACUGUUGUCAUUGAAACUGAAGCCCGACAUCAAGUUCGAGGCCAAUAGUAGGAUGUGCUCGAAACUGGCAAGAGAAGUCAGCAUAUACAUCGAGCAAAAUGAGAAAACUCUAUUUGACUUUCCAAAGAUAGAUUCCACUCCAAUGUUGGUCCUACUAGAUCGCAAGAACGACCCUCUCACACCGCUUUUACAGCCUUGGACAUACCAAUCGAUGUUGAAUGAGUAUAUCGGAAUAAAGGGUAACAUUGUUGAUUUGUCAGGUAUACCAGAUGUUGAUAAGGAUAUAAAGACUGUUACGUUGUCACCGAGACAAGAUGCAUUUUUCCAUAGCACAAUGUACUCGAAUUUUGGCGAGCUUGGGGAUAAAGUCAACCAAUAUGUGACGACCUAUAAGGAUAAAACUCAUUCAAACAGUCAGAUUAAUACCAUCGAAGAUAUUAAAAGGUUUAUUGAGAAAUACCCUGAGUUCAGGAAACUAUCCGGUAACGUAGCCAAGCACAUGGCAAUCGUCGGAGAAUUAGAUAGGCAGUUGCGGUUGGGAGAUAUUUGGCGUUUGAGUGAGGUGGAACAAAAUCUCGCAGUUCAUAAAGACAGUCAGGAAGACUAUCAAGCCAUGUUGACCCUAUUGAGAGACGAAAAAUUACGGAAUGAAUACAAACUGAAACUCGCUUGUAUUUAUUCUCUAAAGCAUGGAGAAAAUAGUGAAAGAAUGGACGGGGUCGUGCAGACUUUGAGCCAGCAACUACCGGCAGAAGAGAUUAACUUGUUCCACAAAUUUAGAACUAUCUUCCACGCUGACCAAACAAAGGGAGAGGGACAAGGCCACUUGAGAGAUAAAGAUGAUUUGCUGAGUGAGCUCGCCAAAAAAUUCAACAGUAGGAUGGGCUCGGGAAACAACACUGAGGCAGAAAAUGUGUAUAUGCAGCAUGUGCCUGAAAUAUCAACGCUCUUAACUGAUAUUUCGAAGAACAAGGUAUCGCGCGACAGGCUGAAAACCAUGAGCAGUUCAAAAGCUGCAGAAUCCUCACCAAAGUUAUCUUCCCCAACCUCACCUGCGGCUCCGCCUCAAGAUAUCGUAAUAUUCGUUGUUGGGGGUGUCACUUACGAAGAGGCUAGAUUCGUCCAUCAAUUUAACGAAACAAUGAAAAACAAGACUAGGGUAGUUCUAGGAGGAACCUCAGUUCUCUCCACCAGUGACUUUAUGCAAUCUAUUCGCAAUACAUAG